UUGUCAUCUCCCUCCUCCUCCGCUUCUUCUCUUCUCUGUAUCCUUCACAUAUACACGCACACAAGCAGAAACCUUAUUCAAUUGCGUAGCAUGGAGGAUGGGUUGAGUGUAAGUCCCACCCCGCAUACAACGGCGAUGGCCGCCGAGGUGGCCAUCUCACUCGUGAUCCGCAAUUCGCUACAUGUGCUCUCAGAGGGAAAAAUCCUCUCCAGCGGAUUACGCAACCAGAUCAACAUGGCUCUUGAUGAACUCCAGAAUAAAUUCAUCACCUUGGAGUUACCGGAAUCCGGCACCGACGAAUCUGGCCUCCUGGAUCUGGCUCGAGGUGCUGUGGACUUGGCCGAUAGGUUCCUCCUGGAAGCAUCACAACACUUGAAGUCCCACAAGGGCCGCCUUGCGAAGAUUCGAGCAUUAGCCCACUUCAUGACUCUCUGGAUACGCGUACGCGCCACCAAAAGGACGGCCAGCGAUUUCAUCACCAGAGUCAAGGAGUUGUCCGAACACCCGUCCCUAAUGCAAGUUCUGUCUCGUAAUGGUUCAUCGAGGAAUGCGCAUCAUGGGAAGGUUCGUUGGAAUGGGAAGGUGGAGUCGGACAUUGUGGGCCGUGAACAUGAAGAGCGCAGGCUCCUAGAUCAGUUGAUCGUGAAAGAUGGCAAUCAGGACGCGUUGAGACUUCGCGUCAUUUCAGUUGUGGGAGAAGAAGCCAUCGGCAAGACAGCUCUCGUGAGAAGCGUGUACAGCAGCCUCAAGAUUGAUCAUAGCUUCCAUUGUCGCGUCUGGGUUCAUGUUCCUGAAAGGUUCACCCUGGAAGAUCUCUUGGUGAAGAUACUGAAGCAAACACCUCAGAAAGAACUGAAGGAUAUAGAGCACAAGGGAGAAGAAGAACUCAAAGAGAUCCUUCACAAGUCCUUGAUGAAAUUGAGGUAUCUCAUCGUGUUUGACAAUCUACGUAGGGCCGAGGACAUGGACGAGCUUAUGAUCCUCCUUGCAGAUGCAAGGAGUGGAAGCAGAGUCAUCGUUACCACUCGGGUUCCUCAAAUUCCAUCACGUAUAGACCCUUGGGCUUCUCCUCUGGAGCUGCACAAAUUAGGUGCAAACCAAAGCGAGCGCUUGUUGAGCGAAUGGGGCUCCGUUGCCGAAGAUCCAGAGCGGCAAGAUCCGGAGCUCAAAGCACGGAUUCUGAACAAGUGCAGUGGCUCUCCUCCGAAGAUUUUGCUGCUUGGAGGACUUGUGGCGGCGAGCGGUGAUUCUUCUCCUGUCAACGUGGAUCAGCACACUGAUAAUUCCACGCUCCGCGAUAUCGUUUGCUUGAGCUACCGGAAAUUGCCUUCCCUGCUCAAGCCCUGUUUGCUUUACUUGUGCCUCUUUCCCAAAGAUUGCGAGAUCUCCACAAGGAGGCUCUUUCAGCUAUGGCUUGCCGAAGGAUUGGUCCUACCCUUGGAACAUACUACAGCCCGAGGUGAUAGAGAGCAAUUGCUCGGAUCCACAGCCAUGGAGUGCUUCAAUGAAUUAGUCGGUCGAAACUUGGUUCACGUGGUGAGGCGUAGGAAGCUCAGUGGAUGGCCCACAUCGUGCCGCGUGCCUAGUUUCCUACACGAUUUCUUGUACGAGACGGCAACGCGACUGAGACUCCUUCAGAUCCAUUCCGACAUUCACAGCGAGGAAUCUAAGGUUGUCAAUGGCUGCUCAUCAUGGAUUGUCAAGUAUCAAGAUGAUAAUUAUGGCCAAAAAUCUCAGCAGGUUGCUGAGACAGAGGAUAAUCAGCACAGCGGCAUCCAACUCCAACACCUCCGCUCCUACGUAUCCUUAAACACGCAGAAGCGGGGGACACGCUCGAGGGACAUCGAAGAGUUGAUCCGGCAAUUGACUGCAAAGGGAGACACUGGUCUGCUCAGGGUGCUCGAUCUGGAGGGGGUUUACAAGCCGUUGCUCCCCGACAGACUUGGCAAUGUGCUGCCGAACUUGAGGUACUUGGGAUUGCGAUGGACGGUCCUCGACUCAAUCCCAGAAUCGGUCGUGAACAUGUCCCGCCUUGAGACGUUGGAUCUGAAGCACACUAACGUCAGGAAUUUGCCGAGUUGGAUUUGGGAGGUGAAGUCCCUCCAGCACCUGUACAUGAACGAGGUAUGUUUCGAUGAGUCCAGCAUUCCUCGUAAACCGUCGUCUACGGGGAAGCACCAGAGCAAUCUCCAAACCUUAUGGGGAUUGUACAUUGGAGCUGCUAAGAGUCCCAUGUUCGAUGUGCUUAGUAACUUGACUAGGCUCGAGAAAUUGGGGCUGACGUGCAAUUCUCAGGUGGUGGAGAAAGCGACCAAGUGCAUUUCGAAUCUCACGAGGCUUCGAUCCCUCAAGUUGAGAUCCAGGGAUCUCUUCGGUCAGCCCUCGGAUCUCAACUUGAGUGACAUGACUGGACUCGAGUCCGUUUCGCACUUGUGCUUGCUCGGGGGCUUGUCUAGAGCCGGCUUGAGCUGCCUUCCUAGGAACCUGAAAAUCCUUACCUUGUCCAUGUCAGGACUAGGCAAUGAUCUGACGCGGGUCCUAGGAAAGCUCGAGAGCUUGGAAAUUCUCAACUUAUUCGCAGACUCUUAUGCUGGGUCGAAAUUGUAUUGGCCCGCAAAUUCAUUCCCAAGGCUUCGCGUCCUCAAACUGUGGAAGUUGGAGGGAUUGGAAAAUGCUUCUGUAGAAGAAACCGCUCUUCGUUGCCUGGAAGAGCUGGAGAUCAAGAAGUGUGGACACCUAACGUCUUUUGAUUCAUUGUAUCACAUUGAGUCCCUGAAACAAAUUAGUUUGAUCGAAGUGAAGGAAGAACUGGCAACGAACAUCAAACGAGGACUGAACCAAAAACUAUUCAUCAACGGGAAGCAACUGGUGACUUCUUCUUCUUCUUCCCGAGAAGUAUUCAUCAAAGAGAAGCAAUUGGUGACCUCCUCCUCUUCUUCUUCUGCGCCGGUAAUGUUUCAUCGCCUUUAUGCGUUCUUUUUCCGUGCAUUUCCUCAUUUACAUGCUCCGUUUUUUAGCACCUUGAUCAAGCUUAUCAAGAGGUAAUUUCGCCACAUAAAUUGUUGCAAAUUCGAUAUUCAGGUGCCUAUACUUUCUUCUUCAACUUCAAAUGACAGUAAGUUCUUUUCCUCCUAUGCAAAAAUGCAGGUGCAGCGACGAGCACAGUGACGAGCAACGGGUGUGAAUCAUGUUUUCCGGCCACUGUCAUUUUAUUUUCUUGAUUUUCAUCGUGUAUUGCAAAUUAAAUUUGAUAUUCCAAGUGUUUUCCCCAGGAGACAUUGAAGUUAGAUUCUCAUCUUGAACUAAAUUCUGUCGUAGACAUAUUCUAUGUAAUAUUUUCAUCCAGACAGAGCUAUUCAAGUGCA
This is a messenger RNA of Rhodamnia argentea, 3365 nucleotides long. RefSeq names its product putative disease resistance RPP13-like protein 2. Gene Ontology annotation, biological process: defense response to other organism. The transcript has a single exon. Gene Ontology annotation, molecular function: ADP binding. Bases 91 to 3045 code for a protein of 984 amino acids. NCBI's taxonomy places the organism in Eukaryota, Viridiplantae, Streptophyta, Magnoliopsida, Myrtales, Myrtaceae. The record is from RefSeq and is a predicted model, not a curated record.